Salmo salar (Atlantic salmon) is the source of this 1587-nucleotide messenger RNA. NCBI's taxonomy places the organism in Eukaryota, Metazoa, Chordata, Actinopteri, Salmoniformes, Salmonidae. The record is from RefSeq and is a predicted model, not a curated record.
ACACAGAUGACUCAGAGACAGAGAUAUCACUAGAAGCAGAGACGUAACGUGUAGAGGGCUUGCAGUUGAUGUACGAUGCCUCCUGGUGGCCAUGUUGGAAGACCACCACAUUAAUUCUAGAAUCAGAGACUUAAUGUAUAGUAGACCUACAUAGAAAGAAAGACCCAGGCAUUGUUAAAGAUGUCAAAGGUCAUCUAUGCUGAACCAGAUAUGAACAAGAAGGUCAAGUUUGACAGAGGUGAGAUGGAGGAGAGGAUUGUGGAUAUCUAUGUCAGUGCAGACACCCUGAGAGAUGGUGAGACCAGCACCAAGAAAGAAGAGACAGUAGACACUGCUCCUAUUAAUGGACCAGAAGACCAGCAAACAGAUAACAGAGCCAUCAAAGACUCUGAAGAUAAAAGGAACACCUUGUUCCAGAGUUUCUCCCUUUAUAAAAUCAACGCAACUGAAGAGAGAGACCAGUUACAGACCCGAUACAACAACCUGACCAAAGAGAGAGACCAGCUACAGACCAGAUACAACAACCUGACAAAAGAGAGAGACCAUAUUCAGGCAAAGCUUUUUGUGAUAGAGCAGCAUUGUCAGAAGGGAUGGAGAUACUUUGACUCCAGUUUGUACUUCCUCUCUACUGAGACUAAAACCUGGAAGGAGAGCAGACAGGACUGUCUGGAGAGAGUUGCAGACCUGGUGAUCAUAAACAGCAAUAAGGAACAGACAUUUCUCUUCAACCUCCACACGAGAGCCUGGAUUGGUCUGACUGACUCUGUUACUGAGGGGACCUGGAAGUGGGUGGACGGCACAACACUGACCACAGGGUACUGGGGGACAGGACAGCCUGAUAAUGGUGGUCUGUUCUCUGGGCAGCAGGACUGUGUUGAGAUAUACUAUAGACAAGAUGACCCUGUACAGACAUGGAAUGAUGACAAAUGUGGGACAAAUCAUAACUGGAUCUAUGAGAAAGCGGUGUGACAAUAACCUACUGUAACAAUCUCUCUCUGUCUUUCUCUCUCUCUCUCUCUCUCUCUCUCUCUCUCGUUGAUGGUGGAAUACAGUACUGAAUGGUUAAGUGAUGAAUCCACCUAGUGGUUAAAGUGAGAGAUGAACUCACCAUAGAAGUGAAAUAGUCAAUGACUUGUCUAUGAGCUCUUUUUCAAUUUGGCAUUACUUGAUUCCUCCUCACAUUCUCUCUCCCCUCCUUCUCAAAACACAUUGGAGAAUACAAUCCUAGUGGAGUAGGGGCCUUGGACCUUCUCCUCUAACAGGGUUGAAAGGAGGAGAAGAGAUAGGAGGAGAGGAAUCUAGGAAAGUCUAAUUGAGAUAGAGGAGGAAGAAGAAAAUUAAGAGAAUGAUGAAGAGAUAAAAAAUAAGACAAAUAAUUGUUGUGUUUAGAUUUAGAGGAGAGUAUGUAGUCAUACUGUACUCUGUAAAAUUAUUCUUCAAUAUUUUUAUUAGAAACAUGUUAUGUGAUUUGCCAUAGGCUUAUGCUUAAUACAAAAAAGUGGGUCCAAUUAUUAACCUAUGUUUAUCAUUUUAAUAAUAAGAAUAACAAAGUCACAGAUUAAUAAAUAAAGGAAAAAUGUUCUUUAA